This is a messenger RNA of Balaenoptera ricei (Rice's whale), 1053 nucleotides long. It is a transcript of the gene LHX8, whose product is annotated as LIM homeobox 8. The transcript is spliced from 8 exons. Lineage: Eukaryota; Metazoa; Chordata; Mammalia; Artiodactyla; Balaenopteridae. Gene Ontology annotation, cellular component: nucleus. Gene Ontology annotation, biological process: regulation of transcription by RNA polymerase II; neuron differentiation; forebrain neuron development. The record is from RefSeq and is a predicted model, not a curated record. Gene Ontology annotation, molecular function: DNA-binding transcription factor activity, RNA polymerase II-specific; RNA polymerase II transcription regulatory region sequence-specific DNA binding. The coding region runs from base 13 to 1053 and encodes 346 amino acids.
UGCCAGGGGCUCAUGUCGGAGGAGUGCGGGCGGACUGCAGCCCUGGCGGCCGGGAGGACUCGGAAAGGCGCCGGGGAAGAGGGACUGGUGAGCCCCGAGGGAGUGGGGGACGAGGACUCGUGCUCCUCCUCGGCCCCACUGUCCCCGUCGUCCUCGCCCCGGUCCAUGGCCUCAGGCUCCGUCUGCCCCCCUGGCAAGUGUGUGUGCAACAGCUGCGGCCUGGAGAUCGUGGACAAGUACCUUCUCAAGGUGAAUGACCUGUGCUGGCAUGUUCGGUGUCUCUCCUGCAGUGUCUGCAGGACCUCCUUAGGAAGGCAUACCAGCUGUUAUAUUAAAGACAAAGACAUUUUCUGCAAACUUGAUUAUUUCAGAAGGUAUGGAACUCGCUGCUCUCGCUGUGGGAGGCACAUCCAUUCUACUGACUGGGUCCGGAGGGCCAAGGGGAAUGUCUAUCACUUGGCGUGCUUUGCCUGCUUUUCUUGCAAAAGGCAACUUUCCACAGGAGAGGAGUUUGCUUUGGUGGAAGAGAAAGUCCUCUGCAGAGUGCAUUAUGACUGCAUGCUGGAUAAUUUAAAAAGAGAAGUGGAAAAUGGUAAUGGGAUUAGUGUCGAAGGCGCCCUCCUCACAGAGCAAGAUGUCAAUCAUCCAAAACCAGCAAAAAGAGCUCGAACAAGCUUUACAGCAGAUCAGCUCCAGGUUAUGCAAGCACAAUUUGCUCAGGACAACAACCCAGAUGCACAGACCCUCCAGAAACUGGCAGAAAGGACAGGCUUGAGCAGACGUGUGAUACAGGUGUGGUUUCAGAACUGUAGAGCACGCCACAAGAAACACGUCAGUCCUAAUCACUCCUCCUCUGCCCCAGUCACAGCAGUCCCGCCCUCCAGGCUGUCUCCACCCAUGUUAGAAGAAAUGGCUUAUUCUGCCUAUGUGCCCCAAGAUGGGACAAUGUUAACUGCGCUGCAUAGUUAUAUGGAUGCUCAUUCACCAACAACCCUUGGACUCCAGCCCUUGUUACCCCAUUCAAUGACACAACUGCCAAUAAGUCACACCUAA